Messenger RNA from Phytomonas sp. Hart1, 2658 nucleotides. Lineage: Eukaryota; Euglenozoa; Kinetoplastea; Trypanosomatida; Trypanosomatidae. The record is from the annotation of a GenBank genome assembly.
AUGGAAUCUAAAGAGUCAAACGUCCUCCGAAAGUUAAAUGAGCACCCAGAAAAUAUUCGGAACUUCUGCAUGCUAGCCCAUGUAGACCAUGGCAAAACAACUCUAAGUGACUAUCUAGUGGCAAGUAAUGGUAUCCUGUCCCAACAACUAGCGGGAGAGGUCCGGCUGCUCGACUCCAGGCCGGAUGAACAAGAGCGUCGGAUUACCAUGAAGGCCAGUUCCAUCGCCCUAUAUCACAUGCACCAAGGCGUGCGCCACGUUCUGAACCUUGUGGACUCGCCAGGACAUAUUGACUUUUCCUGUGAAGUGUCAACAGCGAUGCGUUUGUGUGAUGGCGCGAUGAUUAUCGUGGACGUGAUUGAUGGGGUCACCCAACAAACAUCGGCCAUACUGCGCCACAGUUAUGACGAGGGGCUAUCGAUGUGUCUGGUACUGAACAAAAUAGACCUGCUUAUCACCGCACAGCAGUGUUCUGCAGAGGAAGCCUACACGAGCAUGCGUUCCAUUAUUGAAACCUGCAAUGCCAUACUAGCUGCACAUGCUAAUCAAAUGAAAAUUCAGGGGUUGGAACACGAUAUGGAACGAGAUGACCCUAGCGACGAUGUUUGGUUUGAUCCUGUGAAAGGCAACGUGCUUUUCUGUAGUGGCCACGAUGGUUGGUGCUUUGGGGUGGAGACUUUUCUCAACCUUUACAAGGGAAAGAUACCAACCCAGAACCUGAGAGAGGUGUUAUGGGGUGAGCACUACUUGGAUGUCAAGAAUAAGACAGUUAGUACAACAGCUACAAAAAAUGGUCAACAACCUCUGGCGGUGCAGUUGAUGUUCGAGCCUAUCUGGCAGCUAUACACAGCCUUUCUCUUUAGCGAAGAUGAGAGCCGGCGGCAGAAGAUGUCAAGCAAACUAAAUGUUGAUGAGAACGUUUGGAACAACCCACGCAGUGAUGCACAUGGCAAGCUCAAGGCCCUCUUGAGUUACUGGAUGCCUCUGGCGAGAGGAAUGUUGGACACCGUGUGCCAGCAAAUGGAUAGUCCCGUAAAAGCACAACGUAAGCAGAUUCCUGCACUCAUUAAAAACUUAGAGAAGGCUCCGAGCGACUUAAGAGAUGCACUGCUUAACUGCGACCCAUCGCCGGAUGGACCUUCUGUUGCGUAUAUCUGUAAGCUCAUUGAUACCCGACACCUUGUGGGUCGCGUCAUUGGGGCACUGGAAGAUGAAGACGAUGCCUUCAUUGGUUUUGCGCGAGUUUACUGCGGUAGGCUGCGCACCAAUGAUAAAGUGUUUCUACACAGUGACAACAAAGUGGUGGAAUCAAAAGUUUCAAAGAUUUUUAUGUUCCGUGGUGUAGGUCUGGAGGAAGCGGCAGAAGUCGGAGCAGGUCUAUUGUGCGGGAUCGGUGGUCUUACACCACUCAUUACAAAAUAUGCUACCGUCUGCACAGUGCCCUAUGUGGCACCUUUCAAACCGCUUAUACUGCCAAGCACAUCAAUUGUUCGUCUCUCUGUUUUCCCGAAGGAUCCGAAAAAAUUACAGCAUCUCGAAAAUGGAAUGCGGCUCCUAUACAAAGUUGAUCCGCAGGUCGAGGUCAGCGUGUUGCCGACUGGAGAACAUGUCAUUGGGACUGCUGGCACUGUACAUGCAGAGCGAUGCAUUAGGGACUUAGUCGAUACCUUUGCCCAAGUUGAGGUCACUGCAUCCGAGCCGUUAGUCUCUUUUCGGGAAUCCAUCAUUGGCAACCUCAAUGCGAAGCCGAAGCUCCACACAGGUACCGUCUCUAACGAUGCAUUUUCUAUUACACUUCACGCCCGCUGUAUGCCACAGGAGGUGCUCGAUAUCAUUAGUGAUGAUGAGAAGAACAACAGUAAUAACACCGAUGUCGUAAAACGGGUGGAGGCUGUCCUCCGUAGUCACAAGCGCUACGUCAAUGAGAUGAAGAUCGGUCUGAUUUCACACGGUCCUAUUAAAUUUGGAUUUUUAGGUGUCAUGUUGUUGACCGACUUCGAAAAUGCAAAAGAUGCGGCAGCAUCACAGAAGAUUCUGAACGAGUUGAAGGAGUCCAUUGUGGCGGGAUUCCAAGCCGCAGCGGAGAGCGGCCCAAUGGCCCAGGAGCCCCUGUAUGGGUUGGCUUUCGUCAUCACCGACCUCUCUAUUGACGUGACCGCCAGCCUUUCAGGUGGGAUGGUCUUGCCAUGUGUGCGGGAAGCCUGUCGUGCCGCCAUGGAGCAGCAUCAGUGCCGUUUAGUUGAGCCUGUCUAUGAGUGCACCGUGUAUUCUUCAGGUGCCACACAUGGAAAAAUUUACUCCUCGCUUAGUCGCCGCCGGUCGGAAAUCAUCGAAGAGGUGCACAAUGAAGGCAGUGACCUUUUUUACAUAAGCUGUUGGUUGCCUGCAGUUGAGGCCUUUGGCUUGCAGGAUGAACUCCGAGUGCUCACGCAAGGCGCCUCUACGGCGCAGCUACGCAUAGAUCACUGGGCUUACAUUGAAGCAGAUCCCUUCUUUGUGCCUACCACAAAGGAAGAGUUAGAAGAACACGGCACGGAAGUGUCUACCAAAAAUGUGUCUGCACAAUUAUUAGAACGUAUAAGGCGUCGUAAGGGCCUUUUCCGUGAGCGCACGGUUGAAAGCGCCGAGAAACAAAAAUUUUCUCUUAAGGCUGCUUGA